Messenger RNA from Glycine soja, 798 nucleotides. RefSeq names its product enhancer of rudimentary homolog. The record is from RefSeq and is a predicted model, not a curated record. The transcript has 4 exons. Lineage: Eukaryota; Viridiplantae; Streptophyta; Magnoliopsida; Fabales; Fabaceae. Bases 156 to 464 code for a protein of 102 amino acids.
CAGGAGCAAGCGAGGUUGACUGACUUGGCAUAUUCAUAUAAUCAUAUUCUGAACUGUUUUUUCAGUUUCGCUAUUCCACUCUGCUGUGUGCGUGUGGUCGGUCACUGCAAACGCAAAAACCAGAACAUUCUCUUCAGCUUAACCCUUCUUUUUCGAUGGCUAAUCGGCACACGAUUAUUCUUAUGCAGACCUCGCAGAACAGAGCAACUAGGACGUUCAUGGAUUAUGAAUCCAUAACUCAGGCCAUGGAUGGCAUAUGUGCACUGUAUGAAAGGAAACUGAAGGAGUUGAACCCGACCAUAAGAAAUCUCUCGUAUGACAUUACUGAUCUCUACAACUUCAUAGAUGGUCUUGCAGACAUGAGUGCCCUAGUGUAUGAUAGUUCAAUUCACGCUUACAUGCCGCACGAUCGACAGUGGAUUAAGCAACGAACUUUCCAACAUCUGAAGAAAUUAGCACACUGAUUAAUCCCUUAACUUUUGGCAAUUUAAUGUAAAGAAAAUCGAGAAUGGCCGAGAGCCUGUCUGUUAUGUGGGCUAUAUACUCCGUUGGCUAUGUAAUACGAAUAUUGCAAAUGCUGGCAGGUAAUUAUAAUAUCAACAGCUGGUACUGCUUUAGUUUCAUAAACAAAUGAUUGUCGUUGGCAUGGUUGUGUAUCUUCUAUGUCUGCAAGACUUGUCUUUUUUAAAAAUCUUAAUCUUGUAGUUGUAAUAUUAAAUAGUGAGUUGUACUGUUGAAUUAGUUAUCCACACAUUAUGAUUCACAAUGUCGUAUGAAUGCUAGUUUUGAGAGUUCUUA